GAUUCAUAUUAUCUUAGUUCAACAAACGAGGUAGACAUUUGACGAAAAGUCUGGAGACGAAACGACGUUAUAAACAACCGAGUGUUUAAUAGUGUAGGUUUUAUAACGAUAACAAUGAGGCCAUGGCUUGCAAGGAAAAGGAAAUUAAAAAACCGUGUGUGCUCUUGUUUUUGGCAAUGGUUAUUAGCCAAGUGACGUUUAUCAGUGCCAUCGAUUCUGAUUGCAAAGGAAAAGCUUUCUAUUGCCUCAAUUCAACUCACUUCAUGAUAUGCCUGGAUUUAGGCGACGGUGUUUCAACAACUGUAGAAGAUUUUAUAAUUCCGUGCCCACCACCGACAAUAUGUAUAGAAACCAACGAUUUUGAAUGCGAAUAUCACACAACGACCACUCUAAAACCAAUUCUGCAGAGUGAAGUACCUGUAACUGAAUUAAAUGCACAAACACGGGAUGACAGUGAUUAUACGACGUUUUUACCCUUUUGGUACAAUAAAGAGGAUUCUGUAAGGUCCGAAAAAUAUUACGAUAUAUUAGAUGAUCAGUUGACAACAAGAGAAACAUCACCUGAAACAUCGACGCAUCAAGAAUCCACAACUGAAACACAAAUAAAUGAUGAAAUGAAUAUAGAGAGAACGACAUUUACACAAGUGGAGAAGAGUACUCUACCUCCGACUUUUUAUACUAUAACAGAAGAUGUUACUAUAUCUAGUCAACAGGUAAAUGUAGUAGUAAACAAUAAAGUAUCAGACGGAUAUGAUAAUCAUUUUGAUACUGUGAGAACAACUACUCUUUCAGAAAGUACUACACAAACUACAACGCGCUAUGAUGAAACUCAACCUACUUCUGGCUAUAUCGAUGAACAUAUUUCCAGCAAUAAUAUCAUAAGCACUAAAGAAGAACCUCCAAUACUAAAUUUUUAUACAUAUCAAGAAGAAACCACUACAUAUGCACCUCUAAAUUUAGAUUUUUGGCCAGAUGGAAUAACUCAAACCACAAAUUUUGCAUCAGAUAAGCUGACGACAACAGUGCAAGAGACAAAAAAUGAGGAAAUUAAAGGAACAACUAACAGAGAAAUAAGUUACUCGUUGACUACAGAGAUAGAGAAAUAUUUGAAUACUUAUUCAGAUUAUGUAGAUACAUUUAGUCCAAUAACUUCAUUUCAGGAGGCAGGGAAGAUGCCCAACGAAGUAACUAACACUAAAAGGAAUUAUGAAAUAACUACAGAGUUGCAUAAUUACAUAAAUAACAAUAAAUUUGACACAACGACCCCAUCAGUAACACUUCAACAGGAAAAUAGGAUAGUUAAAGAUGUAUUCACGACUAAUAUAACUGAUGCUUCAAAUACAGAGGACUAUGUAUAUAAUAAUUCAAUACCGAAAAUUCCAGAAGAAGAUACUACAGUGAAUUAUGGGAAAACCGAAGACACUGCAAUUAAUCAUAGUAAUACUAUCGAUGCCAAUAUAAAUUACAUAAAUAACAAUAAAUUUGACACAACGACCCCAUCAGUAACACUUCAACAGGAAAAUAAGAUAGUUAAAGAUGUAUUCACGACUAAUAUAACUGAUGCUUCAAAUACAGAGGACUAUGUAUAUAAUAAUUCAAUACCGAAAAUUCCAGAAGAAGAUACUACAGUGAAUUAUGGGAAAACCGAAGACACUGCAAUUAAUCAUAGUAAUACUAUCGAUGCCAAUAUAAAUUACAUAAAUAACAAUAAAUUUGACACAACGACCCCAUCAGUAACACUUCAACAGGAAAAUAGGAUAGUUAAAUAUGUAUUCACGACUAAUAUAACUGAUGCUUCAAAUACAGAGGACUAUGUAUAUUAUAAUUCAAUACCGAAAAUUCCAGAAGAAGAUACUACAAUGAAUUAUGGGAAAACCGAAGACACUGCAAUUAAUCAUAGUAAUACUAUCGAUGCCAAUUUAAAUUACAUAAAUAACAAUAAAUUUGACACAACGACCCCAUCAGUAACACUUCAACAGGAAAAUAGGAUAGUUAAAGAUGUAUUCACGACUAAUAUAACUGAUGCUUCAAAUACAGAGGACUAUGUAUAUAAUAAUUCAAUACCGAAAAUUCCAGAAGAAGAUACUACAAUGAUUUAUGGGAAAACCGAAGACACUGCAAUUAAUCAUAGUAAUACUAUCGAUGCCAAUAUAAAUUACAUAAAUAACAAUAAAUUUGACACAACGACCCCAUCAGUAACACUUCAACAGGAAAAUAGGAUAGUUAAAGAUGUAUUCACGACUAAUAUAACUGAUGCUUCAAAUACAGAGGACUAUGUAUAUAAUAAUUCAAUACCGAAAAUUCCAGAAGAAGAUACUACAGUGAAUUAUGGGAAAACCGAAGACACUGCAAUUAAUCAUAGUAGUACUAUCGAUGGCAAUAUAAAUUAUCCAACGACUACAGAUAUACAUGAAUAUAUAAAUAAUAUAGUUAGUACAACAAAAGAAAAUAUAAUUAAUGAUGAAUAUGAGGCAAAAUACUUUCCAAAGUCUACGACUAUAAUAGACGAGAGUUCUUUUAUAGGCAUUAAAUAUAUGACACGACCAUAUGUAUCGCAAAUAUUUAAUAACGAUGUUAAUCAAAUAACAUAUAAGGAAGAAGAAAAUACGCAUUCAAGUAGCUUUUCACCAAAUGCAAAUAUCAAUGUUAUAUUAAAAAAUAGUCAGGAUAUUACUACCAGUACUGAUGUAUCGUAUGGAAAUUUAAUGGUGAACGAAAUGUCAUCUCAAACCGAUAAAAAUUUCUCGGAGAUAAAACAAACAACUUCAAAAGUUCCAGUUACAGGUUAUAUAAUGCAAGAUAAUACAAGUCCCUAUAAUCCUAAAGGAACGAUUCAAAACGACGAGAAAUCUCUAGUCAGCAUUGAAAAUAUAACUGUAUUGAAUGACAUUGUGUCAUCUUCGACAAAGGAUGAUUUAAAAGAGAUAAAUUUAGAAUCAACCGAUCCAUUAGAUUAUCAAAUUUCCACAGAUAGUUCACUCUUAUCGCCAAUCGAAACUCCGUCCAUUAUUAAAGAUAAUUUAAUCGUUCCUAUAUUCUCAGCCCUAGAUAAUGUAACUGAAAUCAAAAUAAAUGAUACCAUUAUUUCUGGAAAGUAUAACAACCAUAAUAUGAAACAGAGCAACUAUAAAAACCAAGACAAAACAAAUCCGAACUUUUAUACUACUUUCACACAAUCAAAUGCUCCUACUAGUUCUUCACCGGGUUAUGCCUACGACACAACCUUGCCUGAUUUAGUGAAUCCAAAAACAACAUCUUCAGAAUUAAUAAGUGAUAUGAAAACUAUGGACACUUAUAUAAAAGAAACUGCAAUCAGUGAACAAAGAAACACAGACGUUUAUACUUUCAGUAUCGAAGAUCGUACUAAAAGAACGGAAUUAACGACUUCACCCUGGCUAAAGAAUACUGAAAGUAAUAACAACCAAUACGAAAUUACAAAGGAGAUGAAUGUGAUAUAUCAUGACAAAAUCCCUGAUGCUGCCUCUACAACGCCAUCAAUAUUUGAUCUAAAUAACUUAGAAACAGUGACAAUAGACGAUAAGAACAAUUUAGAGAAAACUGUAACAAAACCUUCAACUGAAUUGAAAUCAACACUAUCUAUAUCACAAGAUGGGUCGAGUGCAAACAAUUUAUUUACAUUUACUAAUGACAUGUUUACUACUUCAUAUGUGAACGCUACUGAAAGUUAUGCACUUAGUAAUUUUCAAGAUAACGGAAUCACAGAGAGUGCAAAUUAUAUACAAGAAUCAAAACCAACAAAUAAGACAAAGUAUGAAGAUAAACACUCCUCUUUUGUUGGAAAUACUUACCCAACGGUUAAUAAAUUGCCAGAUAAUAUUCCAGACAUAACAACUGAAACAAUUCAUAAGUUAUCAACGAGGGUGCCGUCAGUUCCAAUAAUUGCGAUAAUUAAUGGCAGUAAGAAAGUUGCUAGAUACUCUGAAGAUUCAAAGAUUGAAGGUGCAGGUGAUGCGAUUAAAUUACCUGCUAUGGAAGUUAAUAAUACUAACGCUACAAGAAACAAAACAGUAGUUGUAAGUAACAGUGCGAAAACGCUAAAUUCAUCGCUUCUGAAUAGUAAAGUACCUGUAAUAUCAAAUGCGUCAAAUAUAAAUAACGCUGCGGAAAUGAAAUCACCAUCUAUUGCAUUGGCUCAUAACAUAUCUUUAGAUAGACAUGAAACUAUAGGAAAUAAGCAAAGCGUUUAUCCAAAUAUACAAGAAAAAAAAGAAACCGUCUCAGUACAGAUUAAUCAGCCUUGCAACAAAACUAUACCUGAUACGACAAAUCGAAGUAACAAAACAUCACCUACCAUUACUUCAGAACAAUUAAAUUUAACUUGUUUGAAUCGAUACAGCGGUAAAUAUCCAGAUCAAAACAACUGCCAAACUUUCUACAUGUGUAUUGGAACAAUGAGUCCUAUAGUGGGUCAUUGCCCUCAAAAUUCCGUAUUCAGUGACAUCCUAAACCAGUGCACUCGAAAUUUAUCCCAUUGUGUAAGAAACAACGAGUUUCAAUGUGUUUCUCCAGGAAGGUUCAGUGAUCUUUGGAGUAGAGACACUUAUUAUAUUUGUGUAAGACACAAAAGCAAGUUUGUAAGGUUUAGGCUAAGGUGCCAAAAAGGAUACAUUUUAAAUAGAACGUCCAUAACAUGUGUUGAGGAUCCUGUUAUUGAAAAGCAGUCAUUUACAUUGGAAUCAUAUUCAACAUCAAGCAGUAGUAGUAGCUCGGAUUCUAAAUCAGGCCAAAUUGAAAGCAAUACAGAUGUUGAAUUUAAAUGCAAAAAAGAGGGGGUUUUUCCUGAUCCUAACCAUUGUAGGAAAUACUACGUUUGUAAAAAGAUAUCGAAAUCGAAAAUUCGACUUAAGAAGAAAAACUGCGAUUCGGAUGAGGUUUUUAAUAAAAAGAAGAAAAAAUGUGUCGAUGAAGAUAGCUAUGAAUGUGAAACAUAAGUGUACACAAAUCUUUUAUUUAUUGUAAUUUACUAUUUAACGUUGGGUAAAAUAUAAUUCGUUAUAAUUGUUAAA
Messenger RNA from Pieris napi, 5027 nucleotides. Its product is annotated as metacaspase-2-like. NCBI's taxonomy places the organism in Eukaryota, Metazoa, Arthropoda, Insecta, Lepidoptera, Pieridae. The record is from RefSeq and is a predicted model, not a curated record. The transcript is spliced from 2 exons. Gene Ontology annotation, molecular function: chitin binding. The coding region runs from base 123 to 4952 and encodes 1609 amino acids. Gene Ontology annotation, cellular component: extracellular region.